Aspergillus steynii IBT 23096 is the source of this 459-nucleotide messenger RNA. Its product is annotated as electron transfer flavoprotein regulatory factor 1. The transcript is spliced from 4 exons. NCBI's taxonomy places the organism in Eukaryota, Fungi, Ascomycota, Eurotiomycetes, Eurotiales, Aspergillaceae. The record is from RefSeq and is a predicted model, not a curated record. Gene Ontology annotation, biological process: respiratory electron transport chain. Gene Ontology annotation, cellular component: mitochondrion. The coding region runs from base 75 to 329 and encodes 84 amino acids.
CCUCUCGUCUCUCCGCUUCCCCAACUUCCUGUCUUCCUACAUCUCUCACGAGGACCCCCCCGCAUGGAUCGAACAUGACGAACCUCGAGCUGCGUCGGCAGGUAAUCAACAUCUACAAAGAGCUUCUUUUCCUCGGGCGUAACUACCCCCUUGGAUACGGUUAUUUCAGGGACCGACUGCACCGGGCAUUUGCGUCCCAGUCGCAUCUGGAUGACGAGGAGCAGAUACGGAAGGGGAUAGCGAGGGCGGAGUUUGUCAAGAAGGAAGUUGAGGCAUUGUAUUAUUUAAAGCGAUAUCGCACGUUGAAACAGCGCUAUGAAAACAGAUAGGGCCAGUUAUGCUGUUGGGCAUCAAGCGUUGACAUAACAAGAAAUAAUAAUGAACCAAUGAAGAAUAUACAUGUGAAAAGACCAAAAAGAAGAGAAACGAAAAAAGAAAAAAAUAAAGUUGGGGUAUCAC